This is a messenger RNA of Plectropomus leopardus (leopard coralgrouper), 740 nucleotides long. Lineage: Eukaryota; Metazoa; Chordata; Actinopteri; Perciformes; Serranidae. The record is from RefSeq and is a predicted model, not a curated record.
UGUCACAGAGAUCAGAGGGGUUGUGUGUUUCCUCAGGACUACCUGGACAUGAUGGGUCUGUCAGUAAUGUUUCCUCGUGUAGAGGUGUUCCUCAUUCAAGGCAGCCCAGUGGACAUGCUGGAGAGGCCGCCUAUGGACGAAUACUACUUCCACAUCGCCAAACUGAACCAGCUCCUGGUGCUGAGUCAACAGCUGGAGGAAGAUAUCAGGCACCUUGGAAGUCAUAAAUACAUUGCGCACCAGCUCUCGGUUAUUUAUCAAGUCCUCAGCUCUUUCAGAGGAAUUCAGGCUUUCUCUGAAAUGAGGAAAGACAUCGAGGCCAACUUCAAACAGAUUAAACAGUCUCUGGUGGUGGAGGAAGGCUCCAGGCACGAACCUCAGCUGGCUGCUCAAUACAUCAACUGGAUAUUAGAACUAACUCAGAGCUUAACGUCGGUGGUGUUGACGCUGCCGGAGGAGCUGACGGAAGACGUUCACCAGGCCGUGACCUUUGUGUCCCAGUUCCUGUCCUGACUCACCCCGACCAGCGCCCCUAUGUCUAUGAACCCUUACGGUCUGAUGCACCAGGUCUCUCCAGGAGCCUCUUCAUGAACUGAUGUUGUUAUGACUGUGAAAAGGUGCUACACAUUCAACUGCUCGAUGGCCGGAUUCUUCAUGUACAAAUCAUGUAGGUUUUUAUAUUGUCCUCCUGAAUGUGGCCCAUGUUAGUCCCUAUGAUGAGUCAACUGUUUGGAAAUGAA